CGCUGCUUCAAUGGCCGGUGAAACCAUGCGAGCCGUCCUCUAUAAUGGCUACGGCGCCGGCGCUUCGGGGCUCAAACAUGUUGAGAUUCCUGUUCCUUCACCUAAGAAAGAUGAGAUCUUGUUAAAAGUGGAAGCAGCAUCUUUGAAUCCAGUUGAUUGGAAAAUUCAGGAUGGCGCUCUGAGGCCGCUCUUUCCUCCAAAAUUUCCAUUUGUACCAGUCAUUGAUGUAGCAGGAGAGGUUGUUGGUGUUGGUACCGGAGUAAAGUCAUUUAAACCUGGUGAAAAAGUUGUAUCUUUGCUUAACUUUCGGAAAGGAGGUGGCCUUGCUGAAUAUGCUAUUGCUGAAGAGAGUUUAACAGUAACAAGGCCCCCAGAAGUAUCCCCAGCUGAGGGUGCCGGCCUACCCAUAGCUGCUCUCACUGCUCUCCAGGCAUUAAAGACUGUAGGAAUCAAAUUUGACGGCGCCAGUAAUGCUGCAAAUAUUCUGAUAACCGCUGCCUCUGGUGGUGUUGGUCACUAUGCAGUCCAAUUAGCAAAACUAGGGAAUUCUCAUGUUACAGCCACAUGUGGUGCUCGGAAUGUAGAGCUUGUGAAGAGUUUGGGUGCUGAUGAGGUGCUGGAUUACAAGACCCCAGAAGGAGCAAGCUUGAAGAGCCCAUCAGGAAAGAAAUAUGAUUCUGUCAUUCACUGUACAACGGGUAUUGGUUGGUCUGUCUUUGAACAAAACCUCAAUGCUAAUGGAAUGGUUAUUGACAUAACUCCCACUCUCUGGAGCACAAUUAGUUACGUCUUCAGUAAGCUGACUUUUGCAAAGAAACAGCUUGUGCCACUGCUUUUGAGUCCAAAGAAAGAAGACAUGGAAUUUCUAGUUGAUUUGGUGAAAGAAGGGAAGCUGAAAGCAUUGGUGGAUUCAAAGCAUCCACUGAACAAAGCUGAGGAUGCCUGGGCUAAGAUCAUGGGUGGCCAUGCUACCGGAAAGGUUAUUGUAGAAAUGUGAGCAAAUUUACUACUUUUCCAGGCCUCUCUGUUUCAUGUUAUGUGUGUGAAUUGGAAAUGAGUAUGUGAUAUGUGACUGAUGCUAUUAAAUAUUAAAAAAUAAAAACUUCUGCAUAAA
This is a messenger RNA of Dioscorea cayenensis subsp. rotundata (Guinea yam), 1114 nucleotides long. RefSeq names its product chloroplast envelope quinone oxidoreductase homolog. The coding region runs from base 11 to 997 and encodes 328 amino acids. NCBI's taxonomy places the organism in Eukaryota, Viridiplantae, Streptophyta, Magnoliopsida, Dioscoreales, Dioscoreaceae. The transcript has 4 exons. The record is from RefSeq and is a predicted model, not a curated record. Gene Ontology annotation, molecular function: oxidoreductase activity.